Messenger RNA from Naegleria gruberi, 1100 nucleotides. RefSeq lists its product as uncharacterized. NCBI's taxonomy places the organism in Eukaryota, Heterolobosea, Eutetramitea, Acrasida, Naegleriidae. The annotation marks the transcript as partial. The transcript has a single exon. The record is from RefSeq and is a predicted model, not a curated record.
CAAAUGUGCUAGAACUGGACCAAACUAUUGCAACGACAAAACAGACAAAUUAUCAGCAGGUUUUAGAACUCCAUUUGCUUGUACUGUUGAUCCAAACAAUGGAGAUGUCUACCUUGUUGACUAUUUCAAUCACAUGGUAAGAAGAAUUGAUGUAACUACAAACAUCUCUUCAAUUUUUGUUGGUACAGGAUCAACCACUGGUUCUAACACCAAUUACAAUGGAUUGGAUGCAUUGCAUUCUACAGUCGCUCUCAAUUCACCAAUUUCUGUGCUCGUUGACUCUACUUUUGUCUAUAUUACUGAUUCCAUGAACCAUUGCAUCAGAAAGAUAAACAAGAUUUCCAAUCUUGUUUAUACUCAUGCAGGUUCUUGUGGGACAUCUGGUUCCACCAAUGGAAAUACACCAACAGCUGCCAGAUUUAACAAUCCAUAUGGUAUGGCUUUAGCUGCCGAUGGUACCAUGUUUGUUGCUGAUAAAGCAAACCAUAUCAUUAGAAGAAUUAAUCCUGAUGGAAGUGUUGAGCUAUACGCUGGUACAGUCGGUACCCAAUGUCCUUCUGCAACAGCUUCUCCUGCUUGUGGAGAUGGUAGCGAUCGUUUAAGUGUAACAUUCACCAAUCCAAACGCUGUUAUUGUUGAUUCCAAUAACAAUGUAUACGUUUUUGAUUAUGGAAACUUUAGAAUUAGAAAGAUUGAUAACUCAACCGGCUUGGUCUCUACGUUGGUUGGUACAGGUGCGUCAACAGGUGGUGUUACUGGUGGCCCAGGUGGUCAUGGUCAAGUUGGUACAUCUGUGAUUAUUUCAGCAUCGUCUAAUACAUUUCAACCUUUGGAAAUUGUUGGAAAUAGACUCCUCUUCCAUGAUAAGACAAUUAGUCGUGUUCGUCAAUUUGAUUUGAAUACUCGCAUUGUAACCUCAAUAGUUGGCUCAGGUGUUGGAUUUGCAACUGGUGUUGGAUUACCAUUAAUUAACUCUAGAUUUUCCUCAUCACCAGUCAUGCAAUUUGAUUCAAUUGGAACUCCUUAUAUUUUUACUGGAAGCAAUCCAUCUUUGUUACUCACUGUUACACCAAGUGGUAUUGUAAAAAGAUUGGCAGGUG